AUGAAGUCUCGCGCACUAUAUAACCGUUAUCUUUUAUUUCUCUUACCAUCUAUUUUCCUUAUAUUUUCUAUACGUUUUCUCAAAUUUCUAUCAUCAUCACAAAUUGAACUAUUAUCAAAAAAUUCUCUUAAUCAAUCAUCAUAUUCAUCUUUGUCAUCAAUAAAACCAAUAUUUGUAAGACCUAAACAUUCAAAAUGUCGACCAUUUAAUGUAUCUGAUACUCGACCAUUUUUUGAUCGUGAACCUCCUCAAUUAAAUCUACCUCGACGUAUAUCAAAUUCAAAACGUAAAAAUCUUCAUCAUCGACUUCGAUCACUUCGAUUAACUAUAGUUGUAUGUGCAAGUAAUGCUGAAAAAGUUGUCGAUAAAUGUCGAAACUAUAUUGAAUCAAUAAUUGAUUUAUUUCAUCCAUCAUCACAGAUUCUCAUCGGUGAAAGUGAUUCAAGAGAUAAUACAUUAAUAAAACUUCAUCAAUGGUCUCGUGCUCAAAUUUAUACAUAUGGGAAUUUAUCAAAAUCUAUUCCAAAACGUACAGAACGUAUUGCAUUUUGUCGAAAUGAAUUAUUAGAAAAAGCUCGUCAACUAAAAUCAGAUUAUAUGCUUGUUCUUGAUAUAGAUAUAAUCGGUAACAAUGUAAAUUCAUUUCUUUCUAAUUUUGAGUAUGAUACUAAUGAUUGGUCUGUUAUGACAGCUAAUGCAAUUGGACAAUAUUAUGAUAUUUGGGCAUUAAGAACUUUAUCAGAAACAAUACUUAAUUAUGAUGUGUGGCAUCGAAUAUGGUCAAUGAGAUCUACUGGUAGUUACUGUAAUGAUUCGUUACUAAAAAACAUACUUAAUAUUCAUCAAAAACCAUUUCCAAUUGAACGAGAUCUUUUAGAAGUUCGUUCAGCGUUUGGUGGUGCUGGAUUAUAUAAAAUGGAUUCAACUAAAAAUUGCUAUUAUUCUGGUGCACAUGGUAUAUGUGAACAUGUUCCAUUUCAUUUAUGUAUGCGAGAAAAAAUCAAGCAAGAAUAUUUAUUAAUCCAAAAUUUAGACACAGACGGUUACAAAAUAUCAAAUAACCUGUUUGUUUUUUUGUUUUGGUAUUAA
Messenger RNA from Rotaria sordida, 1089 nucleotides. NCBI's taxonomy places the organism in Eukaryota, Metazoa, Rotifera, Eurotatoria, Philodinida, Philodinidae. The record is from the annotation of a GenBank genome assembly.